Molecule: messenger RNA, 1857 nt
Organism: Aegilops tauschii subsp. strangulata
Lineage: Eukaryota; Viridiplantae; Streptophyta; Magnoliopsida; Poales; Poaceae
Product: chaperone protein dnaJ 49
Biological process (GO): cellular response to misfolded protein
Cellular component (GO): endoplasmic reticulum membrane
Molecular function (GO): Hsp70 protein binding
Source: RefSeq, a predicted model, not a curated record
GGCGAGACUUUCUUCCGUCUCGCUUUGAGCCACAGAUAUAGCUCUCGCGAUAGUCGCCGCGCUAAACCACCACAGGGCCAAUAGAGUCUGCACUCUUUUCCUUCACGCGUCGAAAGGAAACAAAAUUUCCAACAAAAGAGGUUGGGGUCGUCGCGUCGGCGUUGCCCAAUCCUCUCCCAUCUCCCCCACCUCUCAUACUCCGCGCCGUUGCCGAUCUGGCCUCCAGUCAACUCCGGCGAGAUUGGAUUUGAUUGGAUUGAAGUUUACUGGACUGGAGCCGAUCCGAUCCGACCUGAUCGGACUCUGCUGGCAUCUAGCGAAGCUUGAGGAGGGGUCGCUCGCUGUCGCGGGCCACAGAUCUGCCGCGUCCGCCAUGGACGGCAACAAGGACGACGCUGUCAAGGCCCUGCGCAUAGGCAAGGACGCCCUCGACGCCGGCGAUACCGCCCGCGCCCUCAAGUUUCUGUCUAAGGCCAAGCGGCUGGACCCCUUGCUCCCCAUCGAUCACCUCCUCAACCCCCUCCUCAACAAGGAUGACCCGUCCUCCUCACCGGCCUCGUCAUCAUCGUCAUCUGCCCCACAUCCCCCACCGCCUCCGCCGUCGCGAGCUGCAUCAUCAGCAGCCGGUGCUGACGGCUUGAGGGAAAGGAAGCAGAAGGGCAAGAAGAAGGAUGGGGAGGAGGGCGGCGGUGAUACUGCUGGGGCGAGGAUGUACACGGAGGAGCAGCUGGAGGUGGUCCACCAGAUCAAGAAGCACACUAGGGAUUACUACAAGAUCCUGGGCCUCGAAAAGGACUGCACUGUUGAGGACGUGCGCAAGGCCUACCGCAAGCUCUCUCUCAAGGUGCACCCUGACAAGAACAAGGCCCCUGGUGCCGAGGAUGCCUUUAAGGCUGUCUCCAAGGCCUUCCAGUGCCUCAGCGAUGCAGAGAGCCGCAAGCGCUUCGAUCUUGUUGGUUCUGAUGAGCCGCCGGCAUACAACAGGAGGGCGGCAUCCACUGCCCGUUCAUACAAUGGGUUCUAUGAAGAUGACAUUGACCCGGAUGAGAUAUUCAGGAACUUUUUCUUUGGUGGGAUGGCUCCUGCCACCACCAGGCAGUUUGGGCAGUUUGGGACGUUCCAUUUCAGGACUGGCGGGAUGCAUCAUGCUCAUGGUGCGCAGCAGGGUUCUGGUGGCUCCACUGUCCGUAUGCUUGUUCAGCUCUUGCCUGUCCUGCUGCUUCUGUUGCUCAACUUCCUGCCAUCCUCUGAGCCAGUCUACUCCCUAUCCCGUUCCUACCCUUAUGAGUACAAAUUUCAAACCCAACGUGGAGUAACAUACUAUGUCAAGCUGCCUAAUUUUGAGGAUCAGUAUCCACACCAGAGCACUGAGCGUACAACACUGGAGCGGCAUGUUGAGAGGGAUUACUACUCGAUAAUAACACAGAAUUGUAGGGUUGAGCUGCAGCGUCGCCAAUGGGGGCUAGCCUACCAGACACCACACUGUGAUAUGCUUCAGAAGUUUGAGGCAACAGCACAGUAAUUCCUCCGAUGUCGCAAGGGUCGCGGCGAAACAGGAACUUUGGUCAUGGUGUAAAAGCUUUCCAAUACUUGCUCCGUUGAUUAUCUGUUUCAAAUUGGAGGCGGAACAAGUUAGUUUGGACUAGUAGUAAAUUUUGUGGAAUAAGUGCAUUCGAUGACUAUACACACCGCCUUGAUGUAUCUUAACAGUGUUAAGGCGUAUGCAGCCGUAACUACUUGAGAGGAUAUGCAAUUUGUUAGUAUGUUUCUUAGGGGCUGAACACAGUGCAGACAUGUGUAUGUAUAUGAAUCAUCUAUAUUUCUUCUGAUGUUAUUGAAGAAUAUAUACCUGACCUA